UUCAAGCAUCCCGCCUUCCCAGGACACCCUCAAAGGGACAGAGCGGUCGCUCUUCUCAAGUCCUAUUGGCUCAAGUUCACGCCUCUCAUGGCACGGGGUGAGACAGGAAGAAAAAGGCCUUUCCCGGGCGCGGGAAGAUGACGUCACAGUAGCCCGGCCGGGCGCCGCGGCCACCUGGGGCUCUCUGCCUACCGGCUAGCGUCGACCGGGGCCGAUCGAAGACUCCUCCGUCAGCGACGCCUUCGCAAUGGCCAUCUGUCAAUUCUUCCUUCAAGGCCGGUGCCGCUUUGGAGAUCGGUGCUGGAACGAACAUCCAGGUGCCAGGGGUGCAGGAGGAGGACGGCAACCACCGCAGCAGCAGCUGUCAGGUAAUAACAGACGUGGAUGGAAUACCACUAGCCAAAGAUACUCUAAUGUCAUCCAGCCAUCCAGUUUUUCCAAAUCCACACCAUGGGGGGGCAGCAGAGAUCAAGAAAAGCCAUCUUUUGGUUCUUUUUAUUCAGGAGCUUCAACUAACCGGAAUGAGGGCUUUGGAUUGUCUGAGAACCCAUUUGCUUCACUUAGUCCUGAGGAGCAAAAAGAUGAAAAGAAACUUCUGGAAGGAAUUGUAAAAGAUAUGGAGGUUUGGGAAUCAUCAGGGCAGUGGAUAUUUUCUGUUUAUUCACCAGUUAAAAAGAAACCUAAUAUUUCAGGUUUUACAGACAUUUCACCAGAGGAAUUGAGGCUUGAAUACCAUAACUUCUUAACCAGCAAUAACUUACAGAGUUAUGUAAAUUCUGUUCAACGUUUAAUAAAUCAAUGGAGGAACAGGGUAAAUGAACUGAAAAGUCUAAAUAUAUCAACUAAAGUAGCUUUGCUCUCUGAUGUAAAGGAUGGAAUAAAUCAAGCAGCACCUGCAUUUGGAUUUGGCAGUAGUAGUCAAGCAGGAACAUUUGUGUCACCAGGCUUUCCAGUCAAUAACAGCAGCAGUGAUAAUGCUCAGAACUUUAGUUUUAAAACAAACUCUGGAUUUGCCACUGCCUCAUCUGGAAGCCCUGCUGUUUGGGGGAGUUCCCCAGCAUUUGGAGCUACAGCCUCUACCAGUUCAGCUAUCUCCACUUCUGCUCCAGCUUUUGGAUUUGGGAAACCUGAAAUCACAUCUGCUGCAUCAUUUUCAUUCAAAAGCCCUGCAGAUUCCAGCUUUGGAUCACCUGGAUUUUCAGGACUUCCAACUUCCUUGGCAACAGGUCCUAUCAGCGCUCCAGUGGCCCCAGCCUUUGGAGGUGGCAGUUCUGUGGCUGGUUUUGGUAGUCCAGGCUCACAUUCUCACACUGCUUUUUCCAAGCCAUCCAAUGACACUUUUGGAAAUAGCAGCAUUUCUACUUCUUUCUCAGCCCCAAGCAGCAUCAUUGCCACAGAUAAUGUGUUAUUCACACCCAGAGAUAAACUGACAGUACAAGAACUGGAACAAUUUCAAUCUAAGAAAUUUACUCUGGGAAAAAUUCCAUUAAAGCCUCCACCUCUGGAGCUUCUAAAUAUUUAAAAGGGCAAUUUUAAAUACAAAAAAGAAUGAUGUUUGAAAUUGUUUUUUAGUGAUUCAUAUAAAGGUGUAUAUGUGCAUACAUAUAUAUUCAUAAGGAAUAUAAGUUUCCAGUAAUUACUAGUGAUUUUCAAUUUUAUUUUUUUCUUAAGUCUAAGUAUUUAAGUAAAAAGUAACAAAAACUCAUCAAGGGAAUUGUUUUGUACUGUAAUUAUGAAUGGAACUGAAAAAUUGUGCACGAAUAAAGUAUCUUUUUCAUGCUAUACCA
Saimiri boliviensis boliviensis (Bolivian squirrel monkey) is the source of this 1787-nucleotide messenger RNA. It is a transcript of the gene NUP42, whose product is annotated as nucleoporin 42. NCBI's taxonomy places the organism in Eukaryota, Metazoa, Chordata, Mammalia, Primates, Cebidae. Gene Ontology annotation, molecular function: metal ion binding. The record is from RefSeq and is a predicted model, not a curated record.